Molecule: messenger RNA, 765 nt
Organism: Akanthomyces muscarius
Lineage: Eukaryota; Fungi; Ascomycota; Sordariomycetes; Hypocreales; Cordycipitaceae
Exons: 1
Coding region: 1-765 (254 amino acids)
Source: RefSeq, a predicted model, not a curated record
AUGACCAAAAUUCUUGCCUUAAUCACAGGAGCCAAUCAGGGCCUGGGACUUGCUAUAGCUCGGCAGCUGCUAAGCACAGGGAACUUCCAGAUUCUUUUAGGCAGUCGGUCUCGCGAGAACGCCGAUCGCGCCAUACGUCAGCUAAUGUCGGACCUGGGUAACACCGUCUCUUCUGAAGAUAUUACACCAGUGGCGAUUGAUGUUUCUAGCGAUGAUUCCAUAAUUGCGGCGGCAAAUUUUGUCAACCAACGAUUUGGAUAUCUUGAUAUACUUGUGAAUAACGCUGGAACACCUGGUGGUAUACAGCGCCCUGAGUUGUCACAAUUACGGGACAGUCUCCACGAGGUCCUCGAUGUCAACUGCGUUGGACCCAGCGUGGUUACUGAGGCGUUUCUGCCAUUGGUGAGAAAAUCAACUUUCCAAGACAGGCGUAUUGUGAAUGUUUCGUCUGCGCUCGGUCAAAUUGGUCUCGCUUUCAAAGUUGAGCACGAAUGGAACGCUCGAAAUAUGCCGGUUCUCGGUUAUCGCAUCAGCAAAGCAGCUCUCAACAUGCUCACGGCCGUGAAGGCAAUGGAAUUGGCAGACGAAAACAUACUUGUAGUUUCUGCUGCUCCAGGCUACACACAAACAGCUCUUAGCGGAGGACAAGGCAGCAAAACGGUUGCGGAAGGCGCGAAGGCUAUAGUGCGAGCCAUCACUGGUGGCGUCUCUCAGGAGAUGUUUGGCACCCUCGUGGCAAACGAAUGUACCGAGUUUGGAUGGUGA